AUGAGCCCCGGGGGCGCAGGCUGCUCCGCGGGGCUGCUGCUGACGGUCGGCUGGCUGCUCCUGGCGGGCCUCCAGUCCGCGUGGGGGACAAACGUCACUGCCAUCCAGGAUCCCGGCUUGGGCGGCGCCGAAGGCGAAGCUGAAGGCGAAGGCGCAGCCGAAGGCGAAGGCGCAGCCGAAGGCGAGAACGAGAAUGAGAACGAGGGCGAGGAAGAGCCGGAGAACUACAUGGGCGAUGCUGACACCGCGCCCCGGGAGGAGGCCCAGGAGGAUGUUUCAAAUUCGACAGCAGUCAAAGAAGUAGAAUUUGGGAUGUGCACCGUUACAUGUGGUGUUGGUAUUAGAGAAGUUAUAUUAACGAAUGGAUGCCCUGGAGGUGAAUCUAAGUGUAUUGUACGGGUGGAAGAAUGCCAUGGACCUGUGGACUGUGGCUGGGGUAAACCAAUAUCAGAAAGUCUUGAAAGUGCUAGACUGGCAUGUGUUCAUACAUCUCCUGUAAAUCGUUUCAAAUAUGUUUGGAAACUUCUAAGGCCAGACCAACAACCCAUUGUACUUGCAAAUGAUUCAGCAAUCCUGGAUGUACACAGGGAAAUCCACCCCUUGGCUUUCGAGUGUGAUACCUUUGAUAAUAAUGAAAUAGUAGCAUCUAUUAAAUUCACAAUCUAUACAACAAAUGAAUUGCAGAUGAAAAGAUCAAGGCAACCAGACACUGAUGCAGUCCUAGUUUUUGUGCUGACCAUAGGAGUAGUUCUCUGCAUAUUUGUGAUCUUUGUACUGAUCUUCAUAAUUAUAAACUGGGCGGCAGUCAAGGCUAUCUGGGGGCCAAAAGCCUCAGCUGCUGAGAUGCCUUCUGAGCUUAGUUCAAUGAGAUACAAAGAGUCAACUUCUUUUGACCAAUCACCAACAGAAAUACCUGGACAGGAAGAUGAUGCCUUAAGUGAAUGGAAUGAAUGA
Molecule: messenger RNA, 954 nt
Organism: Rhinolophus ferrumequinum (greater horseshoe bat)
Lineage: Eukaryota; Metazoa; Chordata; Mammalia; Chiroptera; Rhinolophidae
Gene: SPACA1
Product: sperm acrosome associated 1
Exons: 7
Coding region: 1-954 (317 amino acids)
Biological process (GO): acrosome assembly
Cellular component (GO): acrosomal membrane
Source: RefSeq, a predicted model, not a curated record